AUUCGGAAACUCGAACAGACGUGGAUAAAAUUCUGUUACUUGUUGACGUGUUAUUACCAAAAAAUCAGUUAAAUAAGUGGCAUUUUGUUAUUAUUUGCGUAUUAAAACGUGAUUUUAAAUAAUACUUACCUACCUUUGAUCCUGUUGUGAGUCAAAAACGGUUAAAUACCCAUAUUUUCUGCUUGGCCUUCAUGAGUAGAUGUCAUGGCGUCACAACAGCCGAGUACUAGCGGUGUAACGGAUUCAAUUACAACAAAUACAGACGGUAAGUUGGACGAAUAUGGAAAGGAAACAUAUGAAUUAUUGAAAUACGUCCUUCACAAAAUGUCAACAGAAUCAGAUCAAAAUAUAGUCAAGGUACUCCCACUACACCGAGCUCAACAUUAUACCGGACUUCGAUUAGACACUCUUCAAGCAUUGAUUAGUGCUGAUGUAGUUAUAGUUGAUAAAAUUACAGAAAUUAAUCGCAAAUGUGUACACGAUGUGCUGAUGUCAUACUAUUUAGAUGAGCACGUGAUGCCCACUUCGACAGAAUUAUUUAAUCAUUUACAAGAGUCUCUUCCGCCCUACGAAGAUAUUAGGAGUUUCAGAAAGAAACUCGUCAAAAUGGGUUACAUUUUCAAGGAGAAAGAAAAUUGCUUCGUUAUUUACGAAAAACCAUCGAUUAGAUUUGAGCGGUUUCUGUAUUUAAAAAAAAAAUUGCAAUAUCGCGAAGACAAAAGGCCUAUUUACUACAUAUCGGAGAUAGGCGUGUCAUAUGACAAGGUUUGGAAUAUUGAUGAGAGCAUGGUAGAAAAAAAAGAAAGACACUUACUUUUUUACUUUGCUGUAUCUUCUCUUAAAGGGGUACAGUUUGUAAGGAGAACAACGCAUUUCGACCCUGUUACUUUCGGUUCAUGGAUAUUAAAUGAAUUAAUGCCCAAUCUGGAAGUAAAUAGCGUAGUUAUUUUAGAUAACACGAAGCAUCAUUGUGAAAAAUAUUGUGAGAAUCCGAAGAAAACGAGUCCAAGUUAUAUUAUGAUUGAAUGGCUUAAAUAUCACGAAAUUCCCUUUAACGAUACAAUGAGCACAGUUGAACUCUACACUUUAAUAGACAAAUAUACGGACGUACAUGCAAGGUUAUACAAAGUAGAUAUGUGGUUGAAACAAAAUGGCCACGAUGUUUUGCGAUUACCAAAUUGUAUAAACGAAAUGACUCCGGCAGCACAAGUUCGCCAUUUAAUUUCUAAAAAACUGGACUGCAAGGAAAUUCUCCUAACUAAAACUAUCGAAGAUAUUGUUAGUGAUAUAAGUGAAAGUGAACUAAACAGUUAUAAUUUGAUGCUUGCUGAUGAAGAAACACGGCUCUACAAUUUGGAAAUUAAACUAGAUAACAUUCUAGACAAUUUAAAGCCGUCAUUCAAUAUCGAGGAAGAUUUGUAUUUACCUUUUUUAAGUGAUUCCGACUGAGCAAUUCGUUUUAAAUAUUAUACCUGAGUUUAAUAAUUAAUUGUGUUUUC
Messenger RNA from Maniola jurtina (meadow brown), 1499 nucleotides. RefSeq lists its product as uncharacterized. Gene Ontology annotation, molecular function: nucleic acid binding. The record is from RefSeq and is a predicted model, not a curated record. The transcript is spliced from 2 exons. Lineage: Eukaryota; Metazoa; Arthropoda; Insecta; Lepidoptera; Nymphalidae. Bases 205 to 1449 code for a protein of 414 amino acids.